UUUGAAGUGAACUGCUGCCUGGGACUGCCCUACAAGCUGCAAAGUCGCCAACAAGCAUUAGAUUUUAACAGUAUAUUUCCCACAUUUUCUCCGUAUUGUUGUAACGUCUCUAUGCAGCGGGGAGACGAUGAUGUUAGGCCAUCACUACUCGGACAACGACAAGUCACAGCAACUGGUCAACUAUGUGGAGGAUUACCUGGAAUGUGUGGAGUCUCUGCCUUUGGACAUACAAAGAAAUGUUUCCCUUCUCCGAGAAAUCGAUGCAAAGUACCAAGAGGUGCUGAAGGAGGUGGAUGAAGUGUUUGAGAAGUACAAAGGUGAGCAGGACGCCGCUCAGAGGAAGCGUCUGCAGAUCCAGCUGCAGAGGGCGCUCAUCAUCAGCCAGGAGCUCGGCGAUGAGAAGAUCCACGUUGUCACCCAGAUGACUGAGCUGGUGGAGAACCGCUCCCGUCAGAUGGACUCUCACUCACUGUGCCUGCAGGAUUCCAGUGAGGCCGAACGCAUCCCAACAGAGCGUCGCGCCAGUGUGCAAGACUCUCCUGCUCCAGAGCGCACCUCAGCCCGCCGACCUCGACGUCAGAGAAACAGUGAGAGCCGGGACUCGAGCCACCCAUCGGCCAAUGGGUCUCUGGUGGAUGACCCGGUGGAGGAGCUGUCCAUUCCUGCACCUCGAGAGAAGAAGUCCAAGUCUGCGAAGAAGAAGAAGCGUAAGGCCAAACAGGAGCGAGACGCCUCACCUGUCGACUUUGCCAUCGACCCCAACGAGCCAACAUACUGCCUCUGUGAGCAGGUGUCGUACGGCGAGAUGAUUGGCUGUGACAACGACCAGUGCCCCAUUGAGUGGUUCCACUUCUCCUGUGUGGGGCUGACAUACAAGCCCAAAGGGAAGUGGUACUGCCCCAAAUGCAGAGGAGACAACGAAAAGACCAUGGACAAAAGCCUGGACAAAAACAGAAAAGACCGCAGGUCGAGGUAGUGAGGCGCGCCCAGCGUCCUCGAGAUGUAAGAGCACAAUCGACCAACAUCAGUAGCAGCGCUUAUUAUUAAUCAAGGACCAGAUGUGAUUGUUCCCACUGAGGCUGGGAGUCAGACUGCUGCAAGAAUCAUCGGCUUCAAGCUGCCGUCCUCCUCAACUAUUCUUAUUUCUCAGAGAUUUUCACUUUUAAGUAGAGUUGGGAAAUACAAAUUAUAAAUCAUAGCUCCGUUUUCUACUAGUAUGGCAAUUUGUGGUAAAAUGGCAUCACAUUAGUGAAACCCAAACUAUAUAUAUACCUGUUUGAUACCAGGCAACAAAAACAGCUUAGUCCUAGACACCAAAAUUUGGGAAAAUGUCAUUUGUAGUCAUCAGUCAUCCAAAAUCUUGUUAACAGUGAUGAAAUGUCUCAGUUUAUCCCCUGCAGGAUUGAUUUUGUUUUGACAUCCUGCCGACAACGCCAGUUUCAGUAUAUUGAGUUUGUUGUUACAAGUCUGUCCUUUCAAAAUGAUCUAAUCUGUUAUUUUAAUGAUCAGUGGCACCAAGAAAGUGCUGAAAACUUUACAGUCAUGAUCUACAGUCCUAGUUUUAACCUAGAGAAAAAGAGAGAGCACCAUGUGAAUAGCACAAAAGGAUCAGCAAUUUAAGGAAAAAGGGUGGAACUAUCUAGGAACAAAAGUUUCCUGUAUCUGUGCAUUUCAAAUGGUGUGCAGAGGGGAGCCAGCAAGUUUGAUGACAAGAAAAUAAAACUGGAACUUGCAAUGAGCCCUUCACUUUCUUAAUGUCUUUAGAUAUGUUGGCAACAGUUGGAGAAACAAUUAGAAGUGGUAUAGGGGGGAACUGGCAAGAAGCACCCCAAUUACAGUUCCAUCCACUUUUUCAAAUAUUGCAAAUGUAUUUGCACGAUUUAGACAAUCUGCAUUAGAUUGCCUUCAGUUCUUGAUAAUUAGAAAUAAGCGUUGCCAUCUUAUUCCUCUCCUUUUGGCAACAUUUGGAAAAGUGGGUAGAAGUGACUAUGAGCCAUUGCUUCUCGCCAAUUCCAUUUACUUCCACAACUGUUUAAAUUGCUCUUUCUGAAUUUCAGAACAGAUAUGUUGGCAGCUUUUGAAAAAAAUGGGUAGAAGGGGCAAUGAUUGCUCCUUUCAUGUCAUUCUGGUGUUGGCAACAUUUGAAUAAGUUGUUGGAACUGGAGAGGAGGAAAGAUUUCCCUAUAUUUCCCUUGCUUCUCACCAGUUCCACCCAUGUUUUCAAAAUGUUACCAAAAAAUUCAGGCAACCUCAUGAGCACUGUCUAAAUUGGGCAUAUACAUUGGCAAUUCCUCCCCAAAAAUUGCAUGAACCAAUAUUGAGUAAGAGUUUGCUUACUUACAGUUCAAACCAAUUUGCCAAAUGCUGCAGAAGUAUUUUUGCAAUUUAGACAGAUUACCAAUUUUCAUGGGCAAAACAAUUAAUGCUUCCAACUUGAUCCUCUCUGUUUGGCAACAUUAGAAAAGUGAGCAAAAUUGGCUAGGAGUUAUCACUUCUUGCCAGUUAAAUGAAUUUUUUGUUAAUGCCUAAAUUGAAUAUGUUGGCAACAUUUGAUAAAGUUGUUGGAACUGGCCAUGAUUUCUUAUGUUCAUGCAAUUUAGAGUGUAUAAUGAUUACAAAAAUUGUCACUACUCAUUCUGUUAGCAACAUUUGAAAAAGUGGGUGGAACUGGCAAGGAAUGUUGCCAAUGUAUCUGCACAACUUAGGCGGUGAUUGCCUGCAAGUUUCGACAGUUAACAUAAAACCCUGCAUGGCACUAGUUAGGACCAAGAGUUUUGCCUCCUUACAGCUCAUCCUACUUUCCAAUAGUGCUUAAGUAUUUGUACAAUUUAGACAGGUGAUGCCUUCAACUUUUGAUAGGCAAAAACAAUGUUGCCAACUUGAUCUCUGCCAUUUGGCAACAUUUGGAUAAGUGGAUGGAAAUGGAAUUAAGCUUCCUCAAUAAUCCACUAUUCCAAAUGUUGCCAAAUGACAAGAAUAAAGUUGGCAACAUCAUUGUUUCUGCUAAUCAAAAAUUGCAGGUGUCCUGUCUAAAUUGCACAGAUUUUUGGCAAAAUAUGAAAAGAGCGUGUGGUUCUGACAGGGAGCUACAGUUCACUCAGUGCUUGCAAGUUCCACCCAUUUUUUCCCCCAAAUAUUGUCAGCGUAUUUGCACAAUUUAGAUGUAAGAGUGCCUGUGAUUUUUGAUAGUUAUUUUUUUACUAAUAUUAUUAUGUGGAACAAGUCAGGAGCAAUAGUUUUUUUUCCCCUUAUAGCUCAGUCCUCUUUUAAAAAAGCUAUCAAAGUUUUUUUCCAAUUUAAACAGGCAAUUCCCUGCAGUUUUUGGUGGGAAAAACAUUUAAAGUUGCCAACUUGAUCCUCCUUGUUUGGCAACAUUUGGAAAAUGGGUGAAACAGGGAAGAAGCACGCUCACCAGUUCCAUCUGCUUUUCCAAAUGUUGUGAAGGUAUUUGAGAGUGUGAGGAAUUUUCCUGCAAUUUUAAGAAAUAAAAAGAAUAAAUUGCCCAAUUUCUGGUGUCUAAGACUAAUCUAUAUCAUUUGAUAUUUGCCAAUAAUAGAAAUUCUCCUAAAUACAAUGAAAUAAAUAAAAUGAUAAUUCUCCAUUUAGACCAACGAUAAUCUUUUGGUCAAUAUCUUGUUGAACAUUUUGAUGUCUCUCAAAAUCUGGAUAUGUUGCCCAGCCCUACUUCAAAAGAAGGCAAAGCAAAGGAAUCGUCUCCUGGUUUAUUUUCUCUUUCUUCAAUCUUGAGUUCCUAAUAAAAAAUAAGAACUAUCUUUAAUUUCUUUAAUUGUUCUCUGAAUCCGUCUCCAUACAAUAAUGUUGAGUAGAGAGUGAGCUCCAUGUUUUAUGUUUACAGAGAGAAUAUUGAUAUUUAACGAGGAGAUGAUUGUCGAUGGGACACUGGAAUACGACGUCAUGUUUGUGGACUUUCUGUUUUUAUUGGUUCUUUACCUCUAUUGUGUACAUUUCUUUUUAUAUUCAUUAAA
Cheilinus undulatus (humphead wrasse) is the source of this 3986-nucleotide messenger RNA. It is a transcript of the gene ing2, whose product is annotated as inhibitor of growth family, member 2. Gene Ontology annotation, cellular component: nucleus. Bases 128 to 976 code for a protein of 282 amino acids. The transcript is spliced from 2 exons. The record is from RefSeq and is a predicted model, not a curated record. NCBI's taxonomy places the organism in Eukaryota, Metazoa, Chordata, Actinopteri, Labriformes, Labridae. Gene Ontology annotation, biological process: positive regulation of DNA-templated transcription.